Molecule: messenger RNA, 650 nt
Organism: Dioscorea cayenensis subsp. rotundata (Guinea yam)
Lineage: Eukaryota; Viridiplantae; Streptophyta; Magnoliopsida; Dioscoreales; Dioscoreaceae
Product: serine/arginine-rich splicing factor SR45a-like
Exons: 1
Coding region: 60-650 (196 amino acids)
Biological process (GO): positive regulation of mRNA splicing, via spliceosome
Cellular component (GO): spliceosomal complex
Molecular function (GO): RNA binding
Source: RefSeq, a predicted model, not a curated record
CUUCUUCGGCAUCGGAGUCUCUCAUGCUUCUAGGGUUUCUCUUCAAUACCUAACUAAAGAUGUCGCAAACAAAGGAAGUUGGGUAUACUUCUCGAUCCAUCACACCUCCGCCGAAAAGACACAGUCGAUCGCGGUUAUCAUCGAGGUCGAGAGUUAGGAGCCGUUCUAGGAGUCAAGAUGUUGAUGGCGCCUGGAAUCCUGGAAACAACUUGUACGUCACAGGCUUAUCGACAAGAGUUACUAGCAAUGACCUUGAGAAGUACUUUAACAAGGAAGGGAAGGUUUUGGAGUGUCAUGUGGUUAUAAAUCCUCGCACAAGGGAAUCUCGUGGAUUUGGUUUUGUUAUGAUGGAGACCAUGAAGGAUGCAGACCGCUGUGUCAAGUACCUGAACCGUUAUGUACUGGAAGGCCGUUUGAUCAAGGUUGAAAAGGCAAAAAGAAGCCGUGGAAGAACGCCGACCCCUGGAAAAUAUCGCGGUGCGAGAGAAGUGAGAGGUCGUGGUCAUAGACGCUCAUGGAGCUACUCACCUUAUCGACCUCGGGAUAGAGGCCGGUCUCGUCCCGUUCGCAUUCAAGGGGUCUGCGGGAGCGAUCUCGCUCACCUUAUGCAAGUGAACCUUGUUAGAUAUAAUUGGCAUACAUGUAUCUAA